Molecule: messenger RNA, 4256 nt
Organism: Amoebophrya sp. A25
Lineage: Eukaryota; Dinophyceae; Syndiniales; Amoebophryaceae
Source: the annotation of a GenBank genome assembly
CCUAGUGAAGCUUCGCAAGUCUCUUAAGGGUCGUCGUAGUUUUUCAUGCAAGAAUAUCUUCAAUCUAUGUAUAUGAAGCGUCUUCCCCGUCCACCGGUGUAAUAAGCGGGUAAACCUUAGAUAGUCAAAAAGUUCCACAUGAGACGAAACAACCCCGAAAACAGGACAGUGCUGCAGAAUGCGUCUGGACGUCAUUUUUGGUUUGUGUGUGUGUGGAGUUGUCCUAUAUUUUGAUUGGAGGUGUAUUGGUAUGAUGUUGAAGUAUACUAUAGUCUAAGAAGGUAAAAAGGUCAACUAAUUGCUAAGAGUAGCUUCAUAACUAAGUUACUAAUGAAGGGCUUGGUUAAUUGAUUAUAAUUAGAGCGCUCCUAGUAAGAAUUCCUGACUUCAGCCACAUAAGGCCCUACCGGAGAAGAGGAGAGAGGUAGGUGCUCGCAAUGAGAUCGGAACGGCAUAGUUGGCCUUGCUUAUGGGUGCUAGCUCACCAAGUAUUGCUUGAAGAUAUGCUAAUGCUGAGUGGGUUUUUCAUUACAAAAUUAUUUCUUCUACAUCAUUUUCUUCGGCUGCAAGACAGAGUCAGCCAAUGUUGAUUGUAGACUGAGCGCACUCCUCCCCUCGCCCUCGUCACUUUGAAGGUGGCAGCGCCCUCGUCACUUUGAAGGUGGCAGCAGUUGUGCAAAUUUAUUGUUAUUUCUUUGUUACAUGGGCUGCAUAGACUUGUCACGUGUACCGCGUUCUUUGUAAUAGGUGUCCACUGCUUCGUCCACUAAUGUAGUGCUGGUCCGCUAUUAUAAGAGCUCGCUUUUGCUGCAGCUCUGUAGCGCCACUGUUGUCUCCGGCUCCCAUUGAAUGUUGAAGCUCAGUAGAAGAGCUUGCCAACGUCAACGUGCUAAAAUAAACUCUACAAGGAGAAGUGAAGUGGUGCAGCACAAAGAGAACAAGUGGAGUCCCCUGCAAGGAGAGCUUGCCAACAUCAACUAGACGGACUACCCCUACUUAGCAGUCUUCUACUUCGCUUCCUGUCUCUCAUACUUUUUUUUUGGAUCAUCCAACAGGUCCAGGUCCGACUCCGAGGACGAGUACCGGACCAGAAGAACUAGGAGAACUUUACUAUAGCCAAAAAUAUCUCUUCUAACAAGUAGAGGCCAGAAAAACCACGCGUUAUUUGCGAGCCUCUCACAGGAGGGCAGACACAGACCCUGAGUAUGAUUCGGAUGACGUUAUAGCCGACCCGGAGGAGCCCCGAUCAAAGUCGGGGAAAAAAGAUAUGGAGGCUGCCUCUACUGAAAUAGUGGUCUUGAAUAGUAGCUACUUCACUGGUCUAGUACUACAGUGUCUUCACAAAAGCCAUUUGUUCGUCUUCGUGAAGAGACAGAAACAGACUUAGUCCUCCCGGAAGCAGAACUACUGAAGCAAGACCGUGAGAACGAAGCAGAUAGUUACUGGUGCAGGAGCACUAUCAUGCUGUAGAAGAUCAUCAAUUUAUCGAAUAGAAUACUUGUUUCUAAUAAAUAAACGAUGGCGCUGCGCGGUAGCCGCUUCCUGAGGUCACGGCACCUAAGGCUUUUUUUUCCUUAGAACUGCCACAAAUCUACAACUGUCGGAGAGGGCUACACAGUCAACAUCUUUAACAGAAGUCUGAUGGGGCGCGAUGUAGAAGGAAGUAGUCAGUAGUUGUCUUUUUUACCCCUGGAGUGGGUACAUUCAUUCACUCACUCAGUCAAUGUCAAGAUAUACCCAGAACCUCAGUCUGGUCAGCGAGGACAAUCUUCAAAACCUGGUAGUAGUAAGGGCACUUGACUGACAACGAUUAUCUUUUUCUGGUUUUUGUAGUUUUUUCUAUUUCUGGUUACAACUUAGGUGUGCCACCUCCACAAGUACAAUUAACGUGAUUGUAGUAAGUAUCUUCGAGGGGUGUGAAAAUAUAGCUGUUGACCCCUGCUCUAAUCGUUGCAGACCGCGUCCGCAACGAGCGAGCAGGCAGCGCUACUACAUUUCUGCAGGAAGAAAGAACGCAAUUAUUGGCGGAAAAAUUAUGAGAGAUCAUUUCAAGGCGAGUCACAGAAUGGAUUUUCCCAUUCCAGCAGAUUCAUAGAAUGGAUCAAUGCUGGAAUGGAAAAACGGAAUUCGAAUUUGCGUGAGCAACAAUGAUGGAAUUUUUGUUUCCCAGUUACUGAACGUGAGAUGGAUGCUGUAGCUCCAACGUCUGAUAAGGAACGAAAAGCAGACCAAACUCCUCCGGCAAAAGGGGCCGAAGGAGUGGCAAAAGCAGAAGAAGAGACUCAAGUGACGGCAAAAGGAGCAGGAGGAGAGGCAAAAGCAGGCGAAGAUGUGAAAGUGAAUGAAAGUAUGGGUGAUGUUUUUUCUCCCGCUCCUACUUGCGACGGACCAGGAUCCUGGCACCAGCACUCAGAUUUUUUUAUUUCAAGGGGAGAACAAAAACUGCCAGGAUCGAUGGUCCUCUGCGUUUAGACGGGAUGGAAAAAGCAGCAUUCUUUCACGAAUAAAGAGCAGGCUUCUGGGAACCGAAGGGGGAGCAAGAAUGCAGCGAAACCGGACGACACCCAGGCCAAAAGCGAAUCGGAAGCUGCAAAGGAAGUAGACUCUGCUGCCAACGGUGCAAAGGAAGGCUCUGCUGAGAAGGAGAAAAACAAUGCGAAGGACACGGCCGCGGCUGAAACUGCUCGUGAGAAGGGCAUAGCCCCGGCUGAAGAUGCAAAAGCGGAGGAUGGAAAGACUAUUGGCACUGGAAACGAGGGCAAUGAGGGCGCCAUUGAAACGGCCGCAGAAGCCGCGGAACAGGCCGAGGCCGCAAAAGCCGCUAAAGCGACCGCAGCAGCCACAGAAAAACCCACCGAGGCCGAGGACGGAAAUAAGGCUGGGGGCCAGACUGAGAAGGAGGCCAGCACCGGGACUGAGUCAGGCGCCGCUACUGGGCAAGCUGCACAAGCCGAACAUGAGCAGCAGCUGGCUAGUGGAAAAAACUACGAACAAGACGCUGCUGAGGAGACACUUGCAGAUGGAGGUGCUAAAAUUAAGGAAAAAGCCCUUCCAUUUUAUUUUUACAUCCUGCAUGACCUCCGCUAAGUGAAUCUCUGGCCUUUAGAUUUUUCAAGUGGAAAAAUAAUGGUAAGAAUGGUCCAAGGAAGAUAGCCAUCUUCAAGAAUGUAUUUAGUAAUCUUGCUGCAACCUUUAACGAAACCGAGCAAAAAGAGGCUGCUGAGGAAACGACUGCUGCAAAGGGCGACUCACCUGAUGCAGCCAAAGCCGCUGACAACGGUGGCGGCGGUGCUUCAAGUGCCGGCGCGGGAUCCGAGGGGAAGACAACGACGAAAUCCGAGGCUGGGGGCGCCGCAAGUAAGGUUAAGGCUCGCGAUUAUUCAUUUGCAGCUCCGAUCCAUCUUAGACUUAGCCUUCGCAGUUUUAUAUAAAUAUAAAAGAAGGUAUGUCUACAACUAAUAAAUAGUUGCCUCCUACGGGGGGGUCGAGUCCACUCAUUUUUCUCAUUAUAUGAAAGUGAGCCCAACUACAGGUACAGCAAGAUGUUGGUUACUCCGUGAUGCAGCUAGGUUGCGUUUUUUGCUUAUCAGUCUAAGGCCGUUCACAUCAUGCUUUUACUUAGCUCUAAUUAUAAGGAACUGCGGGCCGAACGCGACGAGCAGGCAGCUGCUACUGAAGCCGACGAGGACACCGCAAAGGACGAGAAUGCCGAAGAAAUGGCGGACGCUGGUGAGGCUGCUACCGAACAAAAGGCGGACGCUGGGGGAGCUACCGCCAAACAAAAGGCGGACGCUGGCGAGGCUCCUACCGAACAAAAGGCGGGCGCGGGUGAUGCUGCUAAGGUUAUGCGGGUCGGCUUUUAUCCAUCCGCCUCAGCCUCUUGGCGCACUUUUGCCCUGCUGGAUUUUCAUGAUAGACAAGGGAAAGGGGGCUGAGAUGAGUUCUUGGCCAAGAUGAAUAGAAGCCGACUCGAAUAAGGAGGGCGAGGGGGCUGGGGGCGCUGCAGCUAGUGAAGCCGAGGGCCUAUUUUCGGAGGUCUUGGAUUUUGUCUUGUUAUGGCUAUAUGUCAUUUUGUCCUGGAUUUCGUCCUAUAAUAUACAUUUGCGCGGUUGCUCGACUUGAUUGGUAUUAGAGUCUGUUUUUAUGCAAAACAUGGCACUUCUAUGCGUAGUACUCGCAUUUUUCUUCUCGAUUAAGAUGAAUUUUUCUUCUAAUUCAAGCCUUGGGAUGCGUUGGCGUUGCAAUCUGUUGCGUAG